AUGUACGAGCUCCAGUUCGCCCUUCCGAUGACCGGAGCAAUCCUUAACAACAUCAACACUCGCCUUGACGCACGAACCAUCUAUGUUCUCCUCCGUCACUACGAAUCUAAGCUUCUCUUCGUCGACGUCUUCUUUUCCGAUCUCGCCGUCGAAGCGAUCGGAAAAUUGGAUAAACAGCCGAUUCUCGUCCUAAUCGCUGACGACGAAGAGGAAGGUGGUGAUGACGUGGCGGAUCGUUCGAAAUUCUGUUAUACGUACGGUGAUUUAGUUGAGAGAGGAGAUCCGGAUUUUAAUUGGAUCCGACCCGAAACCGAAUGGGACCCGAUUGUGGUUAACUACACAUCCGGUACGACGUCGUCUCCUAAAGGAGUGGUUCACUGUCAUAGGGGUAUUUUCGUAAUGUCGAUUGAUUCUUUAAUCGAUUGGACCGUACCGAAAAAUCCGGUUUACUUAUGGACACUACCGAUAUUCCACGCGAACGGUUGGUGUCUACCGUGGAGUCUCGCCGCCGUCGGAGGAACUAACGUCUGUUUACGUAAACUCCAAACGCCGUUAAUCUACCGUUUAAUCCGUGAUCACGGCGUUACUCACAUGUGCGGCGCACCGGUAGUUCUCAACAUGUUAACGGCGAACCGUCACGAACCUCUUAAAACUCCGGUUAAUUUUUAUAUGUCAAGGAAUCCGACCGGAACAGAGAAAGCUUUGAAGAACGGUUGGUUAUUAACCGGAGAUAUAGGAGUGGUUUACGGAGAUGGGUAUGUAGAGAUUAAGGAUAGAUCGAAAGAUGUGAUAAUUAGUGGAGGAGAGAAUGUGAGUAGUGUGGAGGUUGAGGCGGUUUUGUAUACGAAUCCGGUGGUGAAUGAAGCGGCGGUGGUGGCUAGAUAUGAUGAGUAUUGGGGAGAAAAGCCGUGUGCGUUUGUGAGUUUGAAAACCGGGUUGAACCGGAAAAUAACGGAGAAGGAGAUUAUAGAGUAUUGUAGAGAGAAGAUGCCACAUUACAUGGUUCCUAAAACGGUCUUGUUUCUUGACGAGUUGCCUAAAACUUCUACAGGGAAGAUUCCAAAGUUUCAGCUUAAGGAGAUUGUUAAGAAAUUGGGUUCCACGAGGUUGCGUCGAAUGUAA
Arabis nemorensis is the source of this 1122-nucleotide messenger RNA. NCBI's taxonomy places the organism in Eukaryota, Viridiplantae, Streptophyta, Magnoliopsida, Brassicales, Brassicaceae. The record is from the annotation of a GenBank genome assembly.